AUGGAUGAUGGUAAUAUGACAAUCGAGGAGCAAGUUGCUAUAUUUAUAAACAUAUUAGCACACCACACUAAGAAUAGGACUAUCCAAGGUUGUCUAGAAGCAAUAGAUGAAACUUAUAUUGAAGUAACUGUACCAGAGUCUGAUAAACCAAGAUAUCGAACAAGAAAGGGACAUACUGCGACCAAUGUAUUAGGUGUGUGCACUCGUGAUCUAAAAUUUGUCUACGUUUUAGCCAGUUGGGAAGGUUCAGCUAUCGACUCCAGAGUUCUACGAGAUACAGUUACUAGACAAAAUGAAUUGAAAGUCACACCUGAUAAUUACUAUUUGGCGGAUGCAGGAUAUAUCAAUGGUGAAGGUUUUUUGGCACCAUAUAGGGGCACUAGAACAUACAUAACCAUUGAUCCUCAUGAAAAUUCAACAAUCACUAUUGAAGAUAUGCCUAUUGGGGAAGACCACUCUUUACCAUCAGAGUCCAUUGAUGUCGUUGAGGCAAGUGACGAGUGGUCUCAGUGCAGAGAUGAUUUAGCCGAAGAGAUGUUUGAAUCUUGGAUGUUAAACCAUAAUUGA
This is a messenger RNA of Cynara cardunculus var. scolymus (artichoke), 567 nucleotides long. RefSeq lists its product as uncharacterized. The record is from RefSeq and is a predicted model, not a curated record. The coding region runs from base 1 to 567 and encodes 188 amino acids. Lineage: Eukaryota; Viridiplantae; Streptophyta; Magnoliopsida; Asterales; Asteraceae. The transcript has 3 exons.